AUGCCCGGAAGACAUCACAACAUUGCUUUGGCCAUUCCGGCUCCUCGUGAGGUCUACAAUGCAUACGUGUACGCUGUAGCAUUAGUAGCCUCUAUGGGUGCAUUCAUCUUCGGUUACGAUCUUGCCUUCAUUGGAACUACCAUCACACUCAAACCGUUCCUCAAAGACUUUGGAUUGACGCACGCUUCGGCAAGCGCCAAAGAUGCCUUUUCCGCCAAUAUUGUUUCUUUGUUACAAGCUGGUUGCUUCUUCGGCUCCUUGGCUGUCGCCCCACUAGGAGAUCGCUAUGGACGCAAGCCUGCGUUGAUUCUCGCUGGUCUGAUCUUCUGUGCUGGAUCAUUGAUGCAGACUGUGAGCUUUGGUCAUGUAGCAGCUAUGUAUGUUGGUCGUGCCAUUGGAGGANNAUUGUGGGGCGUUGGUCUUGCUAGUGGACUCGUACCCCUCUACGUUGCCGAGCUUUCUCCCCCAGCCAUAAGAGGUAGACUUGUUGGAAUCUACGAGAUCAGCGUACAGACCGGUACCUGUAUCGGCUUCUGGAUCUGCUAUGGUGUGCAACGCAACAUGGCCGCCACCUCGUCUCAGUGGAUCUUGCCUUUUGCUAUCCAGCUUAUUCCUGGUGUACUCUUGAUCGUUGGCAUGAUCUUCGUGCCUGAGUCACCGAGAUGGUUGGCUCAACACAAGUCACGCGAACUUGCAGCACACACCCUUUGCAAGCUCCGUGGUCUGCCCGAGGGUCAUGAAUAUCUUCAAGAGGAGCUCACUCACAUAAUGGAUACUGUCAACGAGCAGCUCGAAAGCCCACACGACCAGGGCUUGAUCUCGCAGAUCAGAGAGCUUCGCGUCCCCAGCAAUCGCAGACGUAUCUUCGUUGGAGUGGCAAUCUUCAUCUUUAUGCAGUUUGCAGGAUCUAAUGCGAUCGUAAAUACANNGAACUACUACUCGCCAAGAAUCUUCAAAUCUAUCGGUCUCAAGGGACAGUCCACUGGUCUCUAUGCUACUGGUAUCUACGGCAUUGUCAGACUUAUCUGUGUCAUCAUCGCUAUGCACUACGUUGUUGAUCGCUUUGGACGCAGAAAGAUGCUUAUGGGUGGAGCAGCGGUGAUGGCCAUUGCAAUGUGGUUCAUUGGUGCAUACAUCAAAAUUGCCAACCCUGCCACACAUACCGUCGGUCUGUCUGCUGGAGGCUACGCGGCAGUCACCUUCAUCUACAUCUUUGCUGUCGGUUUCUGUUUUUCCUACGCUGGAGUGCCAUGGAUCUACUGCUCAGAGAUCUUCCCUCUUCGCAUCAGAGGUCUAGGUAUGGCUCUUUGUACUGCCACGCACUGGUUGUUCAACUUUGUGAUCGCAAGAUCCGUGCCAUACAUGAUCUCCAAUAUUGGAUUCGGCACAUACUUCGUCUUCGCCAGCUGCACGACACUCUCAAUUGUGUUUGUGUACUUCUGCGUGCCGGAGACCAAGGGCUUGUCUCUCGAAGAAAUCGACGUUGUGUUCGGUGGAGAGCUGACCAGUGGACUUGAAGGUGCUGCACUGGAAGAAGUAAAGAUUGGUGAGGAGGCCACACACGUCGAGUACGUUCAGAAAUCAUGA
Aureobasidium musti is the source of this 1587-nucleotide messenger RNA. The record is from the annotation of a GenBank genome assembly. Lineage: Eukaryota; Fungi; Ascomycota; Dothideomycetes; Dothideales; Saccotheciaceae.